This is a messenger RNA of Zingiber officinale, 3526 nucleotides long. Its product is annotated as kinesin-like protein KIN-14F. The record is from RefSeq and is a predicted model, not a curated record. NCBI's taxonomy places the organism in Eukaryota, Viridiplantae, Streptophyta, Magnoliopsida, Zingiberales, Zingiberaceae. Gene Ontology annotation, molecular function: ATP binding; microtubule binding; microtubule motor activity. Bases 163 to 3234 code for a protein of 1023 amino acids. Gene Ontology annotation, biological process: microtubule-based movement. The transcript has 19 exons.
ACUACAAGGUUCACUCCAGGACCCUUUCCUGUCUCCACUCCGCAAAGCAGGCCACGGAAGUGGGAGGAGGAAUUGGAUUCUCCCUUCCUCUUCUCCUCCGUCGAUCUCGAAAUCUUCAUUCCUGUCGUCGUUGGAAGUUCCGUGGAUCACGGGUCGUCGGCAAUGGCGUCGGCGUCGGAGGGGUUUCUGUCUGUGUCGCUAGCUUCGGUUGUCGAAGAUGUCUUGAAGGAGCACGGGACUAGGUUUAGCGAUACCAACUUGGCCUCCAGGAAGGCCGAUGAAGCGGCGGCGAGGAGGAACGAGGCAGCCGAGUGGCUGAGAAUGGUGUUGGGCGUUGUCGCCGCAAAAGGUUUGCCCAACGAGCCUUCGGAGGAAGAGCUUAGGCUUGGAUUGAGGAAUGGGAUAAUCCUCUGUAAUGCUCUGAACAAGGUUCAACCCGGAGCAGUUCCAAAAGUGGUUGCCAAUCCUGGGGAUACAAUUCAACAACCAGAUGGCGCAGCGCUCUCAGCAUAUCAAUAUUUUGAGAACGUGAGGAACUUCCUUGUAUCUGCACAAGAAAUGGGUCUGCCCACCUUUGAGGCAUCUGACCUAGAACAGGGAGGCAAGAGUGCUAGGAUUAUUGAUUGUGUUCUUUCUCUCAAGAGCUAUGCUGGGUGGAAACGAAUGGGUGGUCAUGGUACUUGGAAAUCUAGUGCAAACCUUAAACCAUCCAAUUCAAGCAAGCAUUUGUUGCGGAAAAAUUCAGAGAAUUCAAAGAGUUCAUUGCUAAGAAGUCAAUCUAUGAGUGACAGUGAUCACUUACGAGAUGCGUAUUUAUUCGAUGGGGAUGUCUCUGCUGAAUCAAGUGAAACGAUAACUUCUGGUCCAUUAAAUAUGCUGGUACAUGCUGCUUUAUCAAAUAAGAAGCCUGAAGAACUUCCUAUGCUUGUGGAAUCAUUGUUGAAUAAAGUAAUGGAAGAAUUUGAACAUCGUAUCGUGAGACAAAAUAAAUUGGUUAAUUCAAUUUCGAAGGACAACAACAAUUGCACAUUAAUCAAUAUGAAGGCUUCAAUAGGUCCUUUAUCUUCUGACAAUGGAACAGAGGAAAUUGGAGGAAGAAUUUUCAUAAAUUCAAAAGAACAGGGCUCUAAUAAGAUGUCCAAAGGCGAGAUGUCAAAAGAAAAGAUUUUAAUGCGACAACUGAUUUGCAACCAAGAUAAAGCUAUUCAGGAACUUAAGCAUGCACUCCAAAGUACAAAAGUUGGAAUAGAGGUAAUGCAUAUGAUGUACACUGAUGAAUUUAAUAAACUUGGAGAGAGUGUACAUGGUCUUUCCAAUGCUGCUUCAGGCUAUCACAAUGUUCUUGAGGAGAACAGAAAGUUGUACAAUCAAGUGCAAGAUCUCAAAGGGAGCAUUAGGGUCUAUUGCAGAGUAAGACCCUUCCUAGCAGGACAAUUAAGUAAUAAUUGCAUUGGUUCUUUUGAUGAGGGAAGUAUCUCAAUAAUAACUCCCUCAAAGAAUGGAAAAGAAGGGCGUAGGUCUUUCAACUUCAAUAAAGUAUUUGGUCCAUCUGCAACACAAGAACAAGUAUUUUCCGAUACACAACCUCUAAUCCGUUCCAUUCUUGAUGGUUACAAUGUUUGUAUAUUUGCAUAUGGCCAAACAGGAUCUGGGAAGACUUACACUAUGAGUGGACCCAAGCUUCUUAAUGAGCAAACAUUUGGUGUGAAUUAUAGAGCUUUAAGCGAUCUAUUUAAACUUGCGGAACAAAGAAGGAGUGCAUUUUCUUAUGAGAUUGCUGUUCAAAUGAUUGAGAUAUACAAUGAACAAGUUAGGGAUCUUCUCAAUGAAGGCAUUAACAAAAGAUUAGAAAUUCGGAAUACUUUGGAGAAAGGACUUAAUGUUCCAAAUGCAAACUUAGUACCUGUUGCAUCAACAUCUGAUGUGAUGGCAUUAAUGAACAUCGGACAAAAGAAUCGUGUUGUUGGUUCUACAGCUUUGAAUGAUCGCAGCAGCCGAUCUCAUAGUUGUUUGACUGUUCAUGUUCAAGGAAGAGAUAUGACUUCCGAAACUGUACUCCGUGGAUGCUUACAUCUGGUUGAUCUGGCGGGCAGUGAGAGAGUUGACAAAUCUGAAGUGACAGGAGAAAGGCUAAAAGAAGCACAACAUAUAAACAAAUCACUCUCAGCUUUGGGUGAUGUUAUAUCUGCACUUGCACAAAAGAGCUCACAUGUUCCCUAUAGAAAUAGCAAACUCACACAACUUCUUCAAGACUCUCUUGGUGGUCAAGCAAAGACCUUGAUGUUUGUUCAUAUAAGUCCAGAAAUGGACACUGUCGGGGAAACCCUUAGCACACUUAAAUUUGCAGAACGGGUUUCCACAGUUGAGCUUGGUGCUGCACAAGUGAAUAAAGAAAGCGGAGAAGUUAAAGCACUAAGGCAGCAGAUAGCAAGCUUGAAAGAAGCCCUAGCAAGGAAGGAAACUGAUCACCAGAAUGUAUUACCUAGUCCAGAUCCCAUCCAUAUUGCAACUCCAUCACCUGUACAUCCCAGCCGACAGAGUAGUGGGGCUUAUCUAAGCAGUCAAACUACUCACAGACAACCAAUGGAAGAAGUUAGAAACAUUGAAGUCAGGGGAAAUGUUGUGCUGAGACGUAGAGUUCCAAGUUUUGAUCUUCAAGAUCUAUUGACAACAAAUGACUCUUUUCCUUGGCCUUUAAGUAGUUCGAGAAUGAAUCAUCCUAACAAGGAUGAUAAACAAAUUGUCUACAAUGACUGGGUUGAUAAAGUCAUGGUGAACAAGCAAGACACAGUUGCUACAGAUGGCAAUUCCAUGAUAGAUUGGGAUGGCAGUUAUGGAACAUCACCUGAUAUCUUUUACCAUCAGAGUCUUUCUGAUAUGAGAGUUCAUCCUGAUGAACAGUUUCAUAAAAAAGGCAUCACUGGAAAAGAUAGCAGCUACGAGAUGAAUAGGCAAAGAAAAGAGUCAUUUUAUGCUGCAACUGAUGGUUCAGAUGACCUAGACGUUGCAACUAGUGACUCUUCUGAAGCAGAAAUGCUAUGGCAAUUCAAUCUCCAAAAUGUACAUAACACAUACAAUGAGAGUGGCUCAAAUAUCAAGAAACCUCAAACAAAAACACCAGAUAUAAGGAUUCCAAAUCAAGCAAAAUUAUCAUCUUCCAAGAAAUCAAAUGCGCCUAACCGGAUAGGAAGGCCAACCAAUUCCAGCAGUGCCGUUGACCGAAAACAUCAAUGAACAUUGGUUGGCAAGAUUAUUUGCGACUUGUUCUUUCUAUUAUUCUACGGCUUUCUCAAGUAGAGUUAAUGAAUAGCAAUGAUCCCAGAUGGUGAGUGUAUCACUGGUGUUGUGACAAGGGAUGAAAAUAUAUCACCAUAUUAUGUAUAUUUUUUCAGUCGUGUUUGCGAUUUGUAAAGAAAAAAGGAAGAGCAAAAUAAGGCAAAUUCAAUGAAGUACAACUACAAUCUCAUCAUGUAUAUCGCGAUAGAGUUCUUCCCACAAUGGCAGUGCUUGUAUUCUAUUCUCCAAA